AUGCAGAAUAAAAAAUUUAGUAGAUCUGCCAAAGAAGAAGAAUGGGUUCCAAUUACUAAACUGGGAAGGUUGGUUAAGGACCGUAAAAUACAAUCACUUGAUACAAUAUUCACUCAUUCUUUACAGAUCAGGGAAGCAGGAAUUGUUGAUUUCUUACUAGGUUCAAAUCUUAGAGAUGAAGUACUUGCUAUUAAAUCAGUGCAAAAGCAGACAAGAGCAGGCCAAAAAACAAGCAUUAAGGCAGUUGUGGCUGUGGGAGAUGGUAAAGGAUACGUAGGCAUUGGUACUUAUAGUAGUAAAGAUGCAGCUACUGCUAUUAAAACUGCUGCUUCUAGGGCUAAAUGUAAUAUUCGCCCUGUAAGAUUAGGAUUAUGGGAGGGUGAUGUAGGACAAGCACACACUGUGUCAACUAAAGCAUCAGGAAAAUGUGGUGCAUCAGUGGUAAAAAUUAUACCUGCACCUAAAGGAUCAGGAAUUAUAGCAUCGGGUGUGCCAAAAACCAUUUUAGAAUUAGCAGGUGUUAAAGAUGCAUACACUCGGUGUUUUGGCGCUACUUAUACAACAGAAAAUUUUGCAAAGGCUACAAUUGAAGCAUUAGAAAAGGCUAGUAGUUUAUUUAUGCCAUCUCAGUGGACAGAACCUAUAAAACAACUUAAUCCACUCAUGGAAUUUAGUUACUAUCUUAAUAAACAGGAAAAGAUGCAGUUUAAUCAAUAA
Messenger RNA from Vairimorpha ceranae, 717 nucleotides. Its product is annotated as 40s ribosomal protein s2. The record is from RefSeq and is a predicted model, not a curated record. Gene Ontology annotation, cellular component: cytosolic small ribosomal subunit; ribosome. Gene Ontology annotation, molecular function: structural constituent of ribosome; RNA binding. The coding region runs from base 1 to 717 and encodes 238 amino acids. Gene Ontology annotation, biological process: translation. The transcript has a single exon. Lineage: Eukaryota; Fungi; Microsporidia; Nosematidae.